Messenger RNA from Gadus chalcogrammus (walleye pollock), 1776 nucleotides. RefSeq names its product notum, palmitoleoyl-protein carboxylesterase a (gene notum1a). Lineage: Eukaryota; Metazoa; Chordata; Actinopteri; Gadiformes; Gadidae. The record is from RefSeq and is a predicted model, not a curated record. Gene Ontology annotation, molecular function: hydrolase activity. The coding region runs from base 233 to 1723 and encodes 496 amino acids. The transcript is spliced from 11 exons.
CUUCUGGACACGUUUUGACUCUAGUUUAGUCAAUGCAUCACUCGGAACAAACGAAGGGAAGACUCAACUCUGUUUAGGGCGCUGUUGUUGUUGUUGUUGUGGUUUUACUACACCGUUAUUAUUAUUUGUAGUUUUAUUUCUGAAGCGUAGGCCUGUUAUCCAGGCAAACGUCGAGGGGGUUAAAUUUGGACCAAGCCGUCUGCGUGGUUGUAUCGUGUUCUGCGUGGAUAAGAUGACAGCGGUGCGCCUCGUCUCCUCGGUGGUGCUGCUGGUGCUGAUGCAGUCCGGGGUGUUCUGCGCCCGGAGGUUCCGCGGCGGUCGCAACCCGCAACCACGGCGCGCGCCGCCCUCUCCCGCGUACCGGGACCGGGCAGACACCACGGAAAGCUUCCCUCUGGAUUUCACGGCGGUGGAGGAGAACAUGGACAACUUCAUGACCCAAGUGAAGAACCUCGCCCAGUCGCUGUACCCCUGCUCGGCGCAGAAGCUCGACUACGACAUGAAACUGCACUUGUUGGAGAAUACGUCCGUCACAUGCAACGACGGCAGUCCUUCUGGAUACUACCUGAAGGAAUCGCGAGGCAGCCGUCGCUGGUUGAUCUUCUUAGAAGGUGGAUGGUACUGUUUCAACAAAGAGAACUGUGACACUCGCUACGAGACCAUGAGGAGGCUGAUGAGCUCGUCCAAGUGGCCCCAGACCAAAACAGGUACGGGGAUUCUGUCUCCACUGCCUGAGGAAAACCCACACUGGUGGAACGCAAACAUGGUGUUCAUCCCCUACUGCUCCAGUGACGUGUGGAGCGGGGCUUCGCCCAAGACGGACCAGAACAGCUACGCCUUCAUGGGCUCCAUGAUCAUCCAGGAGGUGGUGAAGGACCUUCUGUCUAAAGGCCUGGACAACGCCAAGGUUCUCCUGCUAGCAGGCAGCAGUGCGGGGGGCACCGGGGUCCUGCUGAACGUGGACCGCGUGGCCGACCUUCUGGAGGGGCUGGGCCACACCGCCAUCCAGGUGCGCGGCCUCUCCGACUCGGGCUGGUUCCUGGACAACAAGCAGUACCACUGCACCGACUGCGUGGACAACGUCAGCUGCUCCCCCACCGAGACCAUCCGCAGAGGCAUCAAGUACUGGGGUAGCGUGGUCCCAGAGGAGUGCAGACUGACCCACGAAGGAGAGGAGUGGAACUGCUUCUUUGGAUACAGAGUCUUCCCAUCAAUAAAGAGCCCGGUCUUCGUGGUCCAGUGGCUGUUUGACGAGGCCCAGUUGACGGUGGACAACAUCCAGCUGACGGGACAGCCUGUGCAGGAAGGCCAGUGGCGCUACAUCCAGAACCUGGGCAUUGAGCUGAGGAACACCCUCAAGGACGUGCCAGCCAUGUUUGCGCCGGCCUGCUUAUCCCAUGAAGUUAUCACCAGAAACUACUGGAUAGACGUGCAGGUGAAGGGCACGUCUCUGCCCCGGGCCCUCCACUGCUGGGACCGCAGUCUCCACGACAGCAACCGAAACAAUAAGGCCCCACCCAAGGGCUGCCCGAUGCACCUGAUCGACAGCUGCCCCUGGCCCCACUGCAACCCCACCUGCCCCACCAUCAGAGACCAGUUCACGGGGCAGGAGAUGAACGUCAUCCAGUUCCUCAUGCACAUGGGCUUCGACGUGCAGAAGAUGGCCCAGCAGCAGGGUAUGGACCCCGCCAAGCUACUGGGCAUGCUCAGUAGCGGCAGCUAAACGGACCGCUGUGGCGUCAGCGCCAAGCUACGAUAGAACAACAACAACAACAA